AUGUCCAACGUUGCUGUUUUCUUCAUUUUGGCCUUUGCCACAACAGGGAUAUAUUGCUCUGACACAAAUGUACCGCCAGUCUUCCAAGAUAUAGCCAAAUCUUUAAGGGCGUCAUGUCUUACCGAAACUGGAGCUAAUGAAGAUGUUGUGAACGCUGUGUUUAAGGGCGAAUUUAGUACUGAUAAACAAAUGUGGUGUUAUUUCAAAUGCAUUUUAGAGAAAAUGGGAAGGCUAAAUGGUGAUACUAUUAACUUUAAGCUAUAUAUCGACGGUUUUCCAGAUGAUAUCAGAGAUAUUUAUGCGCCCAGCGUCAUCCAUUGCAAAGAUGCCCCAGUUGGUGCUGAUAUGUGCGAGACAGUUUUCCUGUUCAACAAAUGCUUGUAUGAGUAUGAUCCAAAGGUAUUUUUCAUCUUUUGAGAGCCUAUUUCUAUACACGUCUUGGAUAUUUCAAAUAUGGAUAUGAUUUACUUUAAAUUUAGUGUAGACAUUUUAUGCUUUUCUCUG
Nicrophorus vespilloides is the source of this 504-nucleotide messenger RNA. RefSeq lists its product as uncharacterized. Gene Ontology annotation, biological process: olfactory behavior; sensory perception of smell. The transcript has 6 exons. NCBI's taxonomy places the organism in Eukaryota, Metazoa, Arthropoda, Insecta, Coleoptera, Silphidae. Gene Ontology annotation, cellular component: extracellular region. The record is from RefSeq and is a predicted model, not a curated record. The coding region runs from base 1 to 417 and encodes 138 amino acids. Gene Ontology annotation, molecular function: odorant binding; dibutyl phthalate binding.